AGUACGCUUUUGUUCGUAGAGAAUAGAUGCCACAAAAUCUCAAUACUCUUGCCCAAAAGUGCCUUCGAAGUCGACGGGAGGAUGUGGUUCUCAAUCACGUGACUCUUGAUUUACCUCCUUGUGGAAGGCGCCAAUGAUCCUCCUCUCCUCUUUCUCCUUUCUCUUCAUUCUUCCACUUCGUUUAUCUUCACUCAUAAUCCCGCGAACAGACCUCCAAGAGACUCGUCCACCUCUCCACGCAACAAUAUUCGCGAGGAAUGACCAGGUACCACCUUGCAGAGAGGACGAGGACCUGUACGACUCCAAAUCCGCACCCGCUCCGUGACUCGUGUCUGAUACCCGCUCCUCGAUCGAUCGGCCUUCCAUCACUUUGUCCGAUGUUCGAGGUUGCUCGGAACGGAAUGAGCUGCGAUUUUCUGGGUUUGUGUCCAAGAUUCAUUCACGCAGACUUCGGUCCUCUCGAACUGCAAUCGCGUCUUGCGAAGACAUCAGCAUUUCGACUUCGAUGCUCGAGGCGUUGGCCUGAACAACAUGGAGCAGUAUUUUGCUGGCUCUCCGGCGGCGUCGCGGGGCGAUCCAAUCAUCGGAACAGACAGAAUGCGAGUGUUUUGGUCGAGCCUUGCCAGGCAGCACAACCUGUCAACUUGCAUGAUUACGUCCCUGUCGCUCCUGCCAGCCAAUGCGGAGCCUCCACAUCAGAGCCUUGCAGCUCUCCAGAUCUAUCCAGUUACGCCUGCCUGCCAGGAUCGAGUCGAUGCAUCCGUGUUGCCUUUCAACAUCCGUCAACACGCCCAGAAUUCUGAAGGCCUACGAUACACGUCGCAUCUCCCGAAAUGCUCUGCGAUGUUUGUAAGUCCAUUAACGUCUUUGCCGAGGAGGCAUGGGGUCCCCAUCAUGCAAACCUCCGCGCCGUUUACCAAGCCGCCGAACAAGGCUGUGAACUG
Messenger RNA from Hyaloscypha bicolor E, 944 nucleotides. RefSeq lists its product as uncharacterized. The transcript is spliced from 2 exons. The record is from RefSeq and is a predicted model, not a curated record. The coding region runs from base 258 to 803 and encodes 181 amino acids. Lineage: Eukaryota; Fungi; Ascomycota; Leotiomycetes; Helotiales; Hyaloscyphaceae.